AUGAGACCGCAAAAGUUAUUUACAUUAAUUUUUGUGAAGAAGAAUAAGGAAAUAUUAUUGGGCCAUAAAACUCGCGGACUCGGUAAGGGGCUGUGGAAUGGAUUCGGGGGGAAAGUAGAAAAUGAGACACUAUUAAAUUGUGCGAAAAGAGAGCUAUAUGAAGAAUGCAGUUUGUUGGCGGAGAAUUUAAAUCAUUUGGGUGUCGUUAAGUACGAAGUGGUGGAUGAAGAUGUAGACCACAUAGUGCAUGUUUUUACUUGCACAAAAUAUACCGGGACUGAACAAAGAAGUGAAGAGAUGGAUCCCAUUCGGUGGUUUAAUUUUAAAGAUGUUCCAUAUGAGAAAAUGUGGCCAUGUGCUAAAAAAUGGUGGCCAUACAUGCUGAGUGAUAAAUAUUUUUCUGUGCAUUGUAUUUAUAAUGAUGGUAAUAUAAUAAGUAAUAAUGUUUUAGGUCAUGGCUCUAUUAACCAUGUUUUUUCUGAAUUGUCUUUGUGA
This is a messenger RNA of Brassicogethes aeneus, 495 nucleotides long. Lineage: Eukaryota; Metazoa; Arthropoda; Insecta; Coleoptera; Nitidulidae. The record is from the annotation of a GenBank genome assembly.